Amoebophrya sp. A25 is the source of this 653-nucleotide messenger RNA. NCBI's taxonomy places the organism in Eukaryota, Dinophyceae, Syndiniales, Amoebophryaceae. The record is from the annotation of a GenBank genome assembly.
CGGAGGAGGAAACCGUUUGCGAGGCGGUCGUGCUAAUCCAGGAAAUAGCAUCCAAGAACAGCAAAAGGUCGCGAACGUCUUCGCUCAGAGCCAGGUUGAUGUGACUGUGCCUGAAGACGCAAUCUGGCAGCCACGGAAUGCAGAAGUAAAACUGCUAAAAGGUUAUGGCCACCUAUUUAGCGGACCAGAUGUGGAGAAGGCUCUGUUGAAUUGCUCUGGAGCCGGGAAAAAGGAAAAGGGAUGGAUUUAUAACAUCCUAAUGGGGCGUGCUUAAAGUAGGCUUAUGUGGUGAAAUAAAAGCUAAAGAAAAUGCAUUUACACGAAGUACUAGUACGUCUCGCUGAAGAUGUCGACAACAUGGGCAGACUAAGGCAGGUCUAAGAGAAGGACAAGGCUGCACAAGAAAAAGAAAACUGACAGUCAAGAGAGCAAGAAGAUCGAUGUACGAUCAAGUAUCUAUGUUGGAAGAUUUGAAGUUGCGAGUUUUGGCUUUUUGGCGCGUGGGUUCUUGCCAUCUCUAAAAAAUUAGAAUAUCUAAACCCUUAGAACAACGGUCGCUUCAUCCGUGUGGUUGAUUUGGAUGCGAGUAGACUAGAAGUUAGUAGAGACGUACACCUAGUGCUUUUAGUACAGGCGCGAAAGGGAAACCUUAG